AUGUUCUUCGUUCUACAGGUCGUGCUUGGGCUCUUCGCCAUUCAAAUCACCGCAACCCCUCUCCCAAGGGCAAACAGCGUAACCCUUGACUCUGCGACCUUCACCGGCACUACCUCAGGUCGCGUCACCAAGUUUCUCGGUAUUCCUUACGCCCAACCCCCUACGGGAGACCGCCGGUUCAGGCUACCAGAGCCCAUUCCACCGUACACAGGAACAGUCCGGGCGACAGCAUUCGGCCCUGCGUGUCCUCAGCAAAGCGUGCGCCUUCCCUUGCCCGACGGCCUGGCUAGUGACGCGGUUGACUUGAUCGUCAAUACGGCAUAUAAAGCUGUCUUUCCAGACAGUGAGGAUUGUCUCUCGAUCAAUGUUGUGGUGCCCACAAGUGCAACACCAACGUCCAAGCUUCCCGUGGUAGCAUGGAUUUUUGGUGGUGGUUUCGAACUGGGCAGCCCCAGUCUGUAUGAUGGUGGUCUGAUAGUCGAGCGAUCCAUACAGCUUGGCGAGCCAGUCAUCUACGUGAGCAUGAACUACAGAAUAAGCGCUUUCGGCUUUUUGGCAAGCCAGGAGGUUAAAGACGCUGGUGUUGGGAAUCUUGGGCUCCAAGACCAGCGCGAAGCAUUACGAUGGGUCCAGAAAUACAUCAGCAGCUUCGGAGGCGACCCGACCAAAGUUACUAUUUGGGGUGAGAGUGCCGGUGCUAUUUCGGUGGCGCUGCAUAUGGUAGCGAAUAACGGGAACCACGAGGGCCUCUUCCGUGGUGCUUUCAUGCAGUCUGGAUCACCCAUCCCCGUGGGAGACAUCUCACACGGCCAGACGUACUAUGAUGCCAUCGUAGCCGAGACGGGCUGUUCCAGUGCAUCUGACACCUUGGCAUGCUUGCGCUCGGUUCCGUAUUCUACGUUGAAAACUGCGACUGACAACACCCCCUUCAUAUUCGACUACCAAUCACUCGCCCUUGCGUGGAUUCCCAGAGCCGAUGGUGUCUUCCUCACGGAUAACCCACAGAAACUUGUCCAGGCUGGCAAAGUGGCGAAUGUACCGUUCAUAACCGGCGAUUGCGACGACGAGGGCACCUUGUUCUCAUUGUCGACCCUCAACGUCACUACCACUACUCAGUUCCGGACGUAUAUUAAGACAUUCUUUAUGCCCCAAUCGACAAAUGCGGAACUGGAUCAAAUGUUGACCCAUUAUCCAUCGGACAUCACCCAAGGCUCUCCGUUCGGCACAGGCAUUUUGAAUGCUUUGACCCCGCAGUUCAAGAGGCUCGCUGCAUUCCAAGGGGACGCUGUAUUCCAAGCGCCUCGGCGAUUCUUCCUACAACAGCGGUCUGGCAAACAGAAUACGUGGGCCUUCCUUAGCAAGCGAUUCAAGGUGUCGCCUUUCCUGGGAUCUUUCCAUGCAACCGACAUUCUCAAUGUGUACUUCGGUGGUGAAAUGGGCGACUAUCUGAUCAACUUUGUGAACAACCUCGAUCCGAACGGUCAAGGGCGUGGAAUCAACUGGCCCAAGUACACGACGUCGUCGCCCAACCUAGUCACAUUCAACGACGACCUUAUCUUCCCUAUAACAAUUACCCAGGACACUUUCAGAAAGGACGCGAUCAACUUUUUGACCGGGGUAACUCUUGCCAACCCACUAUGA
This is a messenger RNA of Pleurotus ostreatus (oyster mushroom), 1641 nucleotides long. RefSeq lists its product as uncharacterized. NCBI's taxonomy places the organism in Eukaryota, Fungi, Basidiomycota, Agaricomycetes, Agaricales, Pleurotaceae. The transcript is spliced from 15 exons. Bases 1 to 1641 code for a protein of 546 amino acids. The record is from RefSeq and is a predicted model, not a curated record.